Thalassophryne amazonica is the source of this 2899-nucleotide messenger RNA. RefSeq names its product zinc finger protein 271-like. The transcript has 2 exons. NCBI's taxonomy places the organism in Eukaryota, Metazoa, Chordata, Actinopteri, Batrachoidiformes, Batrachoididae. Bases 111 to 2024 code for a protein of 637 amino acids. The record is from RefSeq and is a predicted model, not a curated record.
ACUUGAAACAACACAAACUGACUCACAGUGAAGAUGAACUGUACACCUGUGAUCGAUGUGGGAAAGCUUUCAACCGUGCGUCUGACCUUAAAUCCCACCUGAGAAUCCACAUGAGGGUCAAACUACACAAAUGUGACCAGUGUGAUAGAGAUUUCUAUUCAUUAUCUGGUUUGAAACAACACCAACUUGUACACAGUGGAGAUAAACCACAUGUCUGUACCACAUGUGGGAGAGCUUUCAGCCUGCUAUCAACCCUAAAUUCACACCUGCUCAUCCACAGUGAAGAUAAACCGUAUACUUGUGACCAAUGUGGGAAGAGUUUCCGUCGUCCUACUUCAUUUAAGAAUCACCAGCGGAUCCACAGCAGAGACACAACGUACGCUUGUGACCAGUGUGGGAAGGUAUUGUAUUCACUGCGUUCACUGACGUCUCACCAGCGCAUCCACUCUGGAGAGAAACCGUACCACUGCCGAUUCUGUGACAAGAACUUCACAAGGUUAUCCUCAUGGAUAAUUCAUGAGCGUAUUCACACUGGAGAGAAACCAUACAGCUGUGACCAGUGUGACAAGAGUUUCAGUCAGAAGUAUGCCUAUGUGGUGCACAGACGUAUGCACACUGGCGAGAAACUCUAUCAGUGCCGGCACUGUGUGAAAAGUUUUGUUUCCCUUUCCAGACUCUCCAGACAUGAACGCACCCACACUGGGAACAACAGUACUGGUGUGGAGAAUAAACAGAGUGACAUGAAUGGAUACAGUACCGAGUCCAGUCAGCAGAGUGAUGAAGCUGCUGCAAUGCUGGGGAAAAAAGAGAAACCGCACCGCUGUGACCAGUGUGAAAAAUCUUUCACCCAGGUGUCCACUCUAAGGAGACACCAGCGUCUUCACACAGGAGAAAAUCUGCAUAUUUGUGACCAGUGUGACAAAGUGUUUUACACUUUGCAUAACUUAAAGACACAUCAGGUUAUUCACAGUGGAGUGAAACCAUAUGUCUGUCACCAGUGUGGGAGAUGUUUCAAACUGUCACCACAUCUAAAAGCACAUCAACUAAUCUACAGCGAAGGACGAUCAUACACCUGCGACCAGUGUGGGAGCACUUUCAGUCUCCCGUGUGGACUAAAAUCUCACAUCAAAAUUCACCAUCGGAAAAAGACCUACAGAUGUGACCAGUGUGAUGCGACAUUCUGUGUGAUGUCUGACUUAAGAAAACACAAACUCACUCACAGUGAAGAUAAACUGCACCCCUGCGAUCAGUGUGGGAGAGUUUUCAACCGGGCAUCGAUCCUGAAGUGCCACCGUCGAAUCCACGUUGGGGUCAAACCGCACAAAUGUGACCAAUGUGACAGAGCUUUCUACACGUCGUCGGACUUAAAGAAACACAAGCACGUGCACAGUGGAGAUAAACCUUACGUCUGUGACACGUGUGGGAGAACGUUCAGCCUGUUAUCAACCCUGAGGUCACACCAGCUCAUCCACAGUGAAGAUAAACCGUAUACCUGCGACAAAUGUGGGAAGGGUUUCCGUCAUUCAAGUACAUACAAGAAUCACCAGCGGAUCCACAACAGAGACACAACAUACGCUUGUGACCAGUGUGGGAAGAGAUUAUAUUCGUUGCCGUCACUGAAGUCUCACCAGCGCAUCCACUCUGGGGAAAAACCAUACCAGUGCACACAUUGUGAGAAAAACUUCAUGAGAUUGUCUUCGUGGAUCACCCAUCAGCGUGUUCACACGGGAGAGAAACCAUUCAGCUGUGACCAGUGUGACAAGAGUUUCAGUCAGAAGUAUUCCUAUAUAGUUCACAAACGUAUGCACACCGGGGAGAAACCGUAUCAGUGUCAGCAUUGUGCCAAAAGUUUCAUUUCGUCAUCCAAGCUCUCCAGACAUGAACGCAUCCACAGUGGGAACAAACAGUACUGGUGUGCAGAAUGUAAAAAAAGCUUCUCCACCUUAGAUCACUGGAAGACACAAGAAACUUCUAAACACAGGAAGCGAUGCUCCUCUCUCUGCAUGGUCAAGCUGGAGUGGUAGAACCUUUAAAUGUUUUCCGAUGACAUCAUCACCCUGAAUGGUGGCCUAUGUUAAAAGCUCCUGUGGUAGGUGCUGUGAGCCUAGCUGAAGUUUUGUAGGACAUACAGCACAGACAUAAAAUAACAACUUGGUGUUAUUAAGGGGGACCUCUCCAACGUUAAAAUAGCAGAGACAAAUGCAACUUGAAGUAGAUCAUGUUCAGAACAUGGAGAAAGAUGAAAAAAUUAGAAAGAAAACAAACUGCUCAACCAACAUGGGAGGUCCAGAUGGGAGAAUACAAUAAAAUAUAAUGUUCCUGAAGGAGCAUAGGCCUCUUCAGUGGUGGAACUUUGUGGAAUAGCCAGUCAGGAGAUACUUGAACUUUCAACCUUGAAGGAGCAGCCGGUUGGGGUCUGUGGAGACAAACUGAGAUCAAUAACUGUGAGAUUCCUCCACUACAAAAUGAAAGAGGAGAUUCUUGUGUAAAGAAUCACAUCUGUCUGAGUGUGUACACCAAAACUACCCUCCGUGUGAUCAUGGGUGUUGGAGUUGAACAGGUUCUGCUUCCAGACUCAGGUGUUCACCAAGUUGCUGAUAUUCUCUGAUGAGAAGUCGCAGCUGUACCAGACUGAUGAGGAGGUGAUGAAGAAAAGCCCGUCACAGUCCUCAUACCUAAAGAGAACCUGGCUGAGCAGCUUCUUGAUCUUCCGUGGUCACUCUGCAAAGUGAGUGCAGCAAUCACAGGGACAAUGGAAAAAAAGGAAUCAGGAGAAACUAUGUUACAUGGACUUCAUAUGUAAAACACUUCCCCUCCUGAAUCAGACACUCAAAGCACUUUUCAGAAGACCACAUUUAUCCCCUCCAGAAAAUCCUUAAAAUCUGCAGAAUCCUGGUGA